AUGAGAGCCCUGGUGAGUAAGAGGCCUGGCGUGGGCCUGGUACAGGACUUUGCGCAGAGUGGGCCCCAGUACCUGGCAGCUUAUCACAUUCUCACUGGCACUUGGAUGGGCUCCCGUCCCUGUCCCCUUCCAGCCUCGAAGCGGAGGAUCCCCGCGUCCCAGCCGGGCAUGGCCGACCCCCACCAGCUUUUCGACGACACGAGUUCAGCCCAGGGUCCUGCUUACCCCUGGACCCCGCAGGACUGGGAGGUGCGAUACCAGCAGGACACACCGGUGGCUCCCCGCUUUGACGUCAACGCUCCGGACCUCUACAUUCCAGCAAUGGCUUUCAUCACCUACGUCUUGGUGGCUGGCCUGGCGCUGGGGACCCAGGACAGGUUUUCCCCGGACCUCCUGGGGCUGCAGGCCAGCUCGGCCUUGGCCUGGCUGACAGUGGAGGUGCUGGCCAUCCUGCUCAGCCUCUACCUGGUCACUGUCAACACCGACCUCACCACCAUCGACCUGGUGGCCUUCCUGGGCUACAAAUAUGUUGGGAUGAUUGGCGGGGUCCUCAUGGGCCUGCUCUUUGGGAAGAUUGGCUACUACCUGGUGCUAGGCUGGUGCUGUGUCUCCAUCUUUGUGUUCAUGGUGAGCUGGGCUCCGGGGGGUGAGGCUGAGGGCAGGACUGGGAUCCCUGAAUGGAGGGAGCUCUCAGCAGAUGGGACUGUGGCCAAGUCGAGCCUUCUCUCUUCUGGGUUGGGCCCAGAUCAGGCCAGGGGAGGAACUGGGGUCUGA
This is a messenger RNA of Carlito syrichta (Philippine tarsier), 774 nucleotides long. It is a transcript of the gene YIF1B, whose product is annotated as Yip1 interacting factor homolog B, membrane trafficking protein. Gene Ontology annotation, cellular component: COPII-coated ER to Golgi transport vesicle; Golgi membrane; endoplasmic reticulum membrane. Bases 1 to 774 code for a protein of 257 amino acids. Gene Ontology annotation, biological process: endoplasmic reticulum to Golgi vesicle-mediated transport. The transcript is spliced from 7 exons. Lineage: Eukaryota; Metazoa; Chordata; Mammalia; Primates; Tarsiidae. The record is from RefSeq and is a predicted model, not a curated record.